Messenger RNA from Colletotrichum truncatum, 774 nucleotides. The record is from RefSeq and is a predicted model, not a curated record. Lineage: Eukaryota; Fungi; Ascomycota; Sordariomycetes; Glomerellales; Glomerellaceae.
AUGCCGAAGCCGGAGCCUCCGGCCUUCUCCGACUACAAGAAGAAAGGUAUACCGCGACAUACCCGCGGAUCAAUCAUCGAGGUGUCACAGACACCAGAUAUCGAAGAAGUUCGAUCGAACGAGACGGCUAGACGCCUCCAAGACCUUGUCAAGGAGGACCGUGAGGAGUAUGUACAGCUCCGGAGCGACUACAACCAUGAUAUCCGUAUCUACGAGCGUGAAGCGGCUGCUCUACGAGAGCUCCGCAACUGGGUCCUAUCGACAGCAGCCGAGAAGUACGUCAAUGCGUGCUGUAAACCUACGGAGACCCUCUACGCCUGGAUGGUCAAGCUGAAGGGCGUGGCCUCGAUCUCGAACAAUGAACAAAAGAGCGCCGCGCGUGAGGAGUACGAGAAGACCACAAGGGACUUCAGCGAGUGGAGCGAGGACUUCCUAAAGGUCAUUGCGAAGACCGCUAUUUCUGCGUUCCACGCCACGUUCGAGGCGAAGUUCCACGAGUCGGACAACCCCUCGAUCAGCGAGAUCUCUGCGGAACGACAUAGGGCCGCCGAUUCGCGGACCCAAAACGAGAUGCCAACGUGUCACGGAUGUGAUCUGCCACGACACCUACUUGCCAACUGCUUCUACUGCUUCCCAGAGGAAGCGUAUGAAGGAUGGAGGCCCAGCAACGACAUCAUGAAGAAGGUCACCGAGCGUCUCAAGGCCGAUGACGACCUCGCGGACCGCGUGAAGAAGAUCCGUGAACAACGCGAGAAGGAAGCGAAGCAGACCUGA